AUGGCGAAUAUACCAACUAAUUCAAUAGGUUUUGAAGAAGAAGCUAAGAAAGCUCGUGAAUAUUAUAUGUAUGGUGAUUAUGAACGUGGUAUAACAUUUUAUGGAUUAGCUAUUGCUAAACUUCGACGUUAUUGUUAUACAUUAUCAGAUGCAACAGAAAAAAAACGUGGCAAUGAGUGUAUAAUUGAACUUGAACGAGAACUUCAAUCAACAAUAGACCAUAGACAAAUGAUUGAAGUAAUUCAUGCAAAUUUAUUAGCAAAAUUUACGAAAGGUGAUGUGCGAGCAAUUGGUGGUGAUGCUAAUAUUGAUAUAAAUUUUGGACAUCCUUUUUAUAAUCCAGCUGUUGAUGGACGUCCAAUACGUGAUAUUGAUUUUAAUAAUCGAAAUCCAGUUCAAGCAGUCGCUCCAUCUCAACCAGCACCUGCACGUCCUCAAGGAAUUGUUCGUGAUAUAAAAUCAGCCAAUAACAAUCAAAGAGGAAGAAAAGCUCCACAAAGUGCUUCUAGUAAUAAACAAAAACAAUCUGAUAAUAAACGUGAUAAUAAUCAACCAAAUAAUCCAGAAAAAAAAUAUGUACCUACAGCAGCAGAAAAAGAUUUAGUAGAAGGUUUAGAACGUGAUAUUGUUCAAAAAGAUCCAAAUGUUCGAUGGGGAGAUGUUGCUGGUUGUGCAGCUGCUAAAAAAUUACUACAAGAAGCUGUUGUAUUACCACGUUUUAUGCCAGAUUUUUUCAAAGGCAUUCGUCGUCCAUGGAAAGGUGUGUUGUUAUUUGGUCCUCCAGGUACUGGAAAAACAAUGUUAGCUAAAGCAGUAGCAACAGAAUGUAAAACAACAUUUUUUAAUGUUGCUGCUGCAAAUUUAACAUCAAAAUAUCAUGGUGAAGGUGAAAAACUUGUACGUUUACUUUUUGAAUUGGGUAAAUUUUAUGCACCAUCAACAAUAUUUAUUGAUGAAGUUGAUUCAUUAUGUUCAACACGUGGUCAAUCAAAUGAACAUGAAGCUAGUCGAAGAGCUAAAUCUGAAUUACUCAUUCAAAUGGAUGGUGUAACCGGUGCUGUCGGAGGUGAUGAUCCAUCAAAGAUGGUUAUGGUAUUGGGUGCAACUAAUCAUCCUUGGGAUCUUGAUGAUGCAAUGCGAAGACGUCUAGAAAAACGUAUUUAUAUUCCAUUACCAGAUUUUGAAACACGAAAAGAAUUACUUACUAUAAAUUUAAAAGAAGUUCCACUUGCUAAAGAUGUUAAUUUAGAUAUUAUUGCUAAAAAACUUGAUGGAUAUUCUGGUUCAGAUAUAACUAGUGUUUGUCGAGAUGCAGCUAUGAUGCAAAUGCGUCGAGCAACAGAAAAUUUAAGUAUGACUCAAAUUCAAGAACAAGCACAAGAUUUAAAAGAAAAACUUCAAUCACCAACAAUAAUGAAAGAUUUUGAAGAUGCGAUUUCAAAAAUUUCAUCAUCAGUUUCAAAAGAAAUGCUUGAAAAAUAUGAUAAAUGGAUGAAAGAUUUUGGUUCAGUUUAA
Rotaria sp. Silwood1 is the source of this 1515-nucleotide messenger RNA. The record is from the annotation of a GenBank genome assembly. NCBI's taxonomy places the organism in Eukaryota, Metazoa, Rotifera, Eurotatoria, Philodinida, Philodinidae.